GGUCGCGCGCUCGCGCUGGGCGCGCGCCCGCCCCUCCACCCUCCGCCCUCCGCCCUCGCGCCCUCGCGCCGGGGGCGGGCGCUGCGCGUGCCGGGCGGGGAAGCGGUGCGAGCCAGGCGCUGCGAACGUUCGCCGCGGGGGCGGCUCCGGGGCCUGAGUGGGCGCCGCCGCUGCCUCAGCCGAGGGGGCCGGGCCGGAGCGUGAGGAGGAGUGAGGCCGCAGGAGACCUUCCCGACGCCCCCUGCUCCUGCAGGGAAGUGAGCAAGGAAGUGCACACCUGGUUCUAGACUCAGGAUCCAGCAAGCCUAGAGCUUCAGUCCUGCUUGCAACUUUGUGUAUCUAUUCUGUUUCUCCAAAUAGAGGAUGAUUGAGGAAAGUGGGAACAAGCGGAAGACCAUGGCAGAGAAGAGGCAGCUGUUCAUAGAAAUGCGUGCUCAGAAUUUUGAUGUCAUACGACUAUCAACUUACAGAACAGCCUGCAAAUUACGAUUUGUACAAAAACGAUGCAACCUUCAUCUUGUUGAUAUCUGGAACAUGAUUGAAGCCUUCCGAGACAAUGGCCUUAAUACACUGGACCAUACCACCGAGAUCAGUGUGUCCCGCCUUGAAACUGUCAUCUCCUCCAUCUACUAUCAGUUGAACAAGCGCCUUCCUUCUACUCACCAAAUUAGUGUGGAACAAUCUAUCAGCCUCCUCCUCAACUUUAUGAUUGCUGCAUAUGACAGUGAGGGCCGAGGCAAGUUGACGGUAUUUUCAGUUAAAGCUAUGUUAGCAACCAUGUGUGGUGGAAAAAUGCUGGACAAAUUGAGAUAUGUUUUCUCCCAGAUGUCAGAUUCCAAUGGCUUAAUGAUAUUUAGCAAGUUUGACCAGUUUCUGAAGGAAGUUCUGAAGCUCCCAACAGCUGUCUUUGAAGGGCCAUCUUUUGGUUACACAGAGCACUCAGUCCGCACCUGUUUUCCACAGCAGAGAAAGAUAAUGCUAAAUAUGUUUUUAGACACGAUGAUGGCUGACCCUCCUCCCCAGUGCCUUGUCUGGCUACCUCUCAUGCACAGGCUUGCCCAUGUUGAGAAUGUCUUCCAUCCCGUGGAGUGCUCCUACUGCCGGUGUGAGAGUAUGAUGGGUUUCCGGUACCGAUGCCAGCAGUGCCACAACUAUCAGCUCUGCCAGAAUUGCUUUUGGCGUGGCCAUGCCGGUGGCCCUCACAGCAAUCAACACCAGAUGAAGGAGCAUUCCUCUUGGAAAUCUCCUGCAAAGAAGCUGAGCCAUGCGAUUAGUAAAUCUUUGGGGUGUGUACCCACGAGAGAACCCCCGCAUCCUGUUUUUCCUGAGCAACCAGAGAAACCACUUGACCUUGCACAUAUAGUUCCUCCUCGCCCUCUGACUAAUAUGAAUGACACCGUGGUUAGCCACAUGUCCUCUGGAGUGCCCACUCCCACCAAGAGGUUACAGUAUAGCCAGGAUAUACCCUGUCACUUGGCCGAUGAGCAUGCGCUGAUAGCCUCCUAUGUGGCCCGUCUGCAGCACUGUGCACGUGUUCUGGACAGUCCUAGCCGACUGGAUGAGGAACACCGUCUUAUAGCUCGAUAUGCUGCCCGGCUGGCUGCAGAAGCAGGAAACGUGACUCGUCCUCCCACUGACUUGAGCUUUAACUUUGAUGCCAACAAACAACAAAGACAGCUUAUUGCAGAACUGGAAAACAAAAACAGAGAGAUCCUGCAGGAGAUUCAGCGUCUCCGCCUGGAACACGAGCAGGCCUCCCAGCCCACCCCUGAGAAGGCACAGCAGAACCCCACGCUGCUGGCAGAGCUGCGGCUGCUGAGGCAAAGGAAGGAUGAACUGGAGCAGAGGAUGUCGGCCCUGCAAGAGAGCAGGCGGGAACUGAUGGUCCAGCUAGAAGAGUUGAUGAAGUUGCUGAAGGAGGAAGAGCAAAAGCAGGCAGCUCAGGCCACAGGGUCACCACAUACAUCGCCCACCCAUGGAGGCGGCCGGCCGAUGCCCAUGCCAGUGCGCUCCACGUCUGCCGGCUCCACCCCCACCCACUGUCCGCAGGACUCACUGAGCGGAGUUGGGGGAGACGUGCAGGAGGCCUUUGCACAAGCCGCUCUCUCCCUAGGCCUGACCGACCGCCUCAUUCUGAAGCUUCCCUGGAAGUCUGGAGCCGAAUCAGCCAGGAAAGCUCUGGACCUUCUCCGCUGCCUUUCUGCUCUCUCCUGUUUGAUUUGGUUUUGAAGCCUAUUCCUCCUUUUGUCCAUGACCAGGCUCUGAUUUCACCUGAAGUUCAUGACCUGAGUCUGUCGCCUCUUCCACUCCUCGUGCUCAGCUCAUCUGUGACUUCUUUCUCAGUCUCUCCAUCACCUCGCCACAUCAGUGACUUCCCAAAGACCUUUACCUUACAUAAAACCCAGGAAAGAGAGAGAAAAUUAAAGGCCAUCACAUAUCAUCCUAUCUCCAGGAAUCCCCAUGACUCUGCCAGUUACGUAGGGCCAGAGAGUCACUAACGAUUUCACAGCAGUGGGGUUUCCGUGUUUUCUGUUAAACUAAUGGUUUCCCUUCCUAAGUGCUGUAGGUCACUCACACUGAUGGUUCUCUUUUGUUUCUUUCCACCUAAUGUAGUGCUUUUAAAUACCUUGAAGUAGCUUAACAGGGCUAUUAAAUAAAAAGAUAAAGCAGUUUU
Messenger RNA from Macaca mulatta (Rhesus monkey), 2674 nucleotides. Lineage: Eukaryota; Metazoa; Chordata; Mammalia; Primates; Cercopithecidae. The record is from RefSeq and is a predicted model, not a curated record.